AGUUCGCGCUCAGAGUUCACUUACGCAUUGAGGAUGUUCUAUCGCGCGAUCAUCCUGUUCUGCCUGAUCGCAGGCACGAUUUCCACGAACAUCAAAUUAGCUAGGAUAGUAAUCGUUGGUGCAGGGGCGUCUGGUAUCGCAGCUGCAUCGAAAUUACUUGAAAACGGCUUCGAAGAUGUUUUAAUUUUAGAAGCUGAGAAUCGAAUUGGCGGUCGAGUGAAUACAGUUAAAUUUCAUGAUUACUGGGUAGAUUUAGGGGCGCAAUGGGUCCACGGAGAGAAAGGAAACGUUGUAUACAAAAUGGUAGCUGAUUUGAAUCUCACGGACCACUCGGAUCCCUACGAGGACAACAUUUACACGUCCACAGGUGAAUUAAUCGAUACCAGAAUCACCAAGAACAUUACAGAUACUUAUGUGGAAGACAUGGACAGGGUAGAAGAAAUAACGCGUAUUGAGUGCAAUCGUUCCAUCGGCGAAUGUUUCGAAAAUAAGUUGAGACAGUCUUUCUCGCUAUUUCCGGAAUUAAAUGAGACGAUGCAAGACCAAUUAUUAUGGCUCUUUGAAAUGAUGCAGACUAGCUAUGAUCCUGCUGAUAGCUGGUACGAUAUCUCGGCGAGAGAGUAUUUCGAAUAUUCUCUGUGUGAGGGAGAUCAAGUGAUAAAUUGGAAAGAACGCGGGUACAGCACCAUUCUCGAUAUAUUAAUGAAAAAAUAUCCAAAUCCGGAAGAAGAGUUACCUGUAUUGAACAAAACGAUUUUAAAUACCGAAGUAACAAAAGUCGACUAUUCCAGCGAAGAUAAUACUGUAAAAAUAUCGACGCUCGAUGGAAAAGAAUACGUAGCCGAUCAUGUAAUCAUGACCCCAUCUUUAGGGGUACUUAAAACACAAUACGAGACUUUGUUUAAUCCUCCAUUACCGGAAAACAAAGUUAGGAAUAUUAAGGGUUUAGGAUAUGGAAAUGCUUGCAAAAUCUUUAUAGCGUUCAACGAUACUUGGUUUAAUCCGAGGGGAGAUAAGAACGGAGGGUAUAGAAUUAUCUGGACUAAAGAAGAAAGGGAGAAGCUGGAUAGUAAUCCAAAGACAAGGUGGAUGGCCUAUUCCGUAGGAUUUUUCUACGUCGAGCACAAGCCUCGUUUACUGUACAUAUGGGUUUCUGGGAAAGGUGCACGUCUAAUGGAUGACGUCACGGAUGAAGAAGUGUAUGAUCAAGUUACAGAGAUGUUAUAUAAUAUGAUGUCAAAUAUGUUUAAUGUCACUAGGCCAUUAGCAGUGAUAAGGAGUAAAUGGCAUCAAAAUAAACACUUCCGGGGUACGUACAGCUACCGAAGUAUGGAAACGGUAGCAACGAACUCUAGCGCGUCACAGUUAGCCGAGCCAAUUGUGAAAAAUGAGAAACCGGUGGUAUUAUUCGGCGGCGAGGCCACUAACGAACAUCACUUCUCUACGGUACACGGUGCAAUUGGUUCAGGAUGGAGAGAAGCUGACAGAUUGAUACGACUUUAUCUCAAAACUGAUGAUACAAAUGGUGAUUUGAUGACCAAGUAACAGAUUUUAUUUCAAUAGAAUUUUCUGCAUCUACAAAUAU
Molecule: messenger RNA, 1585 nt
Organism: Habropoda laboriosa
Lineage: Eukaryota; Metazoa; Arthropoda; Insecta; Hymenoptera; Apidae
Product: spermine oxidase-like
Exons: 8
Coding region: 34-1545 (503 amino acids)
Molecular function (GO): polyamine oxidase activity
Source: RefSeq, a predicted model, not a curated record